Pygocentrus nattereri (red-bellied piranha) is the source of this 2293-nucleotide messenger RNA. RefSeq names its product UNC homeobox (gene uncx). Gene Ontology annotation, biological process: regulation of DNA-templated transcription. Bases 185 to 1594 code for a protein of 469 amino acids. The record is from RefSeq and is a predicted model, not a curated record. The transcript has 3 exons. Gene Ontology annotation, molecular function: DNA-binding transcription factor activity, RNA polymerase II-specific; sequence-specific double-stranded DNA binding. Lineage: Eukaryota; Metazoa; Chordata; Actinopteri; Characiformes; Serrasalmidae.
CACCACCACCAACAACAACCCCACCACCCAACCACCAACACCAAACACUAACACAACCACCACCACCACCACCACCACCACCCCUCUCCCCACACCAUGUCCCCUCCUCGCCGGCCACGCUCGCCGCGUGCUUUUUAAAUUCCCAUCACCAGCCUCCACACGUCGUUUCCUCUUUGGCCGGGAGAUGAUGGACAGCAGGAUACUGGACCCACCUCACGCGCAGUUCGGAGGCUCCCUCGGCGGGAUGGUGAGCUUCCCCUACCACCUGAGCCACCAUCCCGUCUACGAGCUGGCCGGCCAUCAGCUGCAGUCGGCGGCCGCCGCCGUCCCUUUCUCCAUAGACGGAUUACUCAACGGCUCGUGCACGGCGUCCGUGGUCAACUCCAACCCGCUGCUGUCCACUGGCUGCGGGAUGAAUGGAGACAGCCAGCAGUACAAGCUGACAGACUCUGGAGAUCCAGAGAAGGACAGUCCAGGCUGUAAGAGAAGAAGAACUCGCACAAAUUUCACUGGCUGGCAGUUGGAGGAAUUAGAGAAGGCUUUUAAUGAGAGUCACUACCCAGAUGUGUUCAUGAGGGAGGCUCUGGCUCUGAGGCUGGACUUGAUAGAAUCCAGAGUGCAGGUUUGGUUCCAGAACCGCAGGGCCAAAUGGCGCAAGAAAGAGAACACGAAGAAAGGCCCGGGGCGGCCGGCGCACAACUCACACCCGACCACGUGCAGCGGGGAGCCCAUGGACGCGGAGGAGAUCGCGCGGCGCGAGCGCGAGAGGCUGGAGAAGAAGAAGCGCAAGCAAGAACGGCGGCUUCUCCGCGCGCAGGGGAAGCUGGUGCCGGCUGACCUCUUCCACACGCCCGGCUCGGACAGCGACAGCGGCGUGUCGCAGAUCACGGACGGCGAGCUGAACGCGCUGCCCUGCGAAUCGAGCCGCAGCCAUGCGCGGUCGGCCUGCGAGCCCGCGGCGCCCAAACUGCAGGACCAAAGAGAAGCGGGUGCAGCCGAGCUGGACUCGGCCGACGGCGGCCGCCAGGCCAGCCUGGGUCACGGCACCAAGCCGUCGCCUCUGCAGAAACUCAACCCGUUCAGCGUGGAGAGCCUGCUGGCGGACUCGAGGCCCAGGCGGAAGCCCAGCGUGGACUUCCCGGUGUCCCCCACGCGGCCUCUGAUAGGCAAGGGCCACUUUCUGCUCUACCCCAUCACCCAGCCGCUCGGCUUCAUCGUCCCACAGACUGCGCUCAAAAGCCCGGCGGCGGCGGAGGCCGAGAAAGCUGCAGCCGCCGACUGCGCUGACGCAGCCGGACAUCAUCACAGGAGCAACAGAGAGUCCGGCAGCGCGAGCCCGAAGAGCCAGAGCGCGGAGGCGUGCAGAACAGCGCGCUCGCCUCAGUGCAGUCCGGCGCGCGCGGUGAACGGCCACUCACCGGGGCUGUGCGGCGAGCCGAGCGCGCAGGAGAAAGAGGCCGAGCUGAGCAGCCCCGCGUCUCCACAGCAGCCUGAGAGGAGGGAACCAGCUGCCCUGCUCGACUACCACAGCGCGCAGACGGCGGCCAGCAGCACGGACCAAGACAAAGACUCGGUCGAGGUCGAUAUGGGAUAAAAAAAAAAACAAACAAACAAACGAGUAGAAAUCAUAGAGAAAUGAAAGAAAGUGGCGAUACUGGCCGACACUCUUUCACUCUUUCACUCUUUCAAAGCUUAACCGAAGAGGAAAAACACGAAGACAUAUCAGUGCGUCUUUUUUUUUGGACACAUCAUAAUUUAUAUCUGACAUAUCAGAAGGCCUGCCUGAGUUCUUUCGUUUUCUUUAGUUGGCCCCUUAAACAUAUUUUUAUAUGACAUAUCAAAAGGCCUGCGUCUAAUUUUCUUAUCCUUUCUGUUUUUUUCUUUUCCUUUUUUUUUUAGUGGACACAUUUAUAGUGUCCACUCUAUUUAUACGAGACAUAUCAGUGUGUUUAUUACUAUUAUUAUAAUUUUUUUUUUGUCUGUUUGUUUUCAGGGGACACAUUUCCACGGCACCCCAACAGGCCUGUGUUUUCCUAUUUUUCCUUCUUUUUGUUUUCUGAGUAGGGGAAAUAUCUGUGUGAACACUCUGUGUAUGUGUGUGGUGGGCUAAAUGUCUAUUGAAAAAAAAAGGAAGAAGAAAAAAAAAAAAAGCAGAAGAUGAAGAACACACUAGCAGCAGCUCCCUGUAUAACAAACUGUAAAGAGAACAAGACAAAACCUCAAAACGUUGUAAAAAGUAUUAAGAUAUUUAUAUAUGUAAGGUUUUUUUCAUAAAUAAAUCGAUUGUAUACAA